Sugiyamaella lignohabitans is the source of this 315-nucleotide messenger RNA. RefSeq lists its product as uncharacterized. NCBI's taxonomy places the organism in Eukaryota, Fungi, Ascomycota, Dipodascomycetes, Dipodascales, Trichomonascaceae. The record is from RefSeq and is a predicted model, not a curated record. The transcript has 2 exons. The coding region runs from base 1 to 315 and encodes 104 amino acids.
AUGGGUAGCUUUUUAAGACCACAGGUGGCUCUCGCUAUCCGAAGACCAUUAGCCAAUAGCAAUGUUCGUCUGUUAUCGACCAGCCGGAUAGCUUUUCAAGAGGCCAAGACCUCUGCUGUUACCGAAGCUGAGAAGACUGAGGAGGUUCAAGAAUUCGAAACUAUCAGUGGAGCUCCAGCCGAUUUGACCACCAAUAGAAUUGUCAGAAUUUUCCAAGAAAGUAAAGCGACCAACAAGAGAGACUUCAAGGUCAAGGUAUACGCCGACAACUUUUUCCACAGCUCCGGCAAGCUCAAGCAUAUUCGUACUAAAUAA